Molecule: messenger RNA, 2090 nt
Organism: Cinara cedri
Lineage: Eukaryota; Metazoa; Arthropoda; Insecta; Hemiptera; Aphididae
Source: the annotation of a GenBank genome assembly
AUGAACGAGGAGUGCUCUAUGUACAUUCAACAUAACUGGGAAGAUUGCAUCAGGUAAAUUUAUUUAUUUUUAAUAACGUUUUAAUAGAAAAAACAAAAUUAUUUGUAUUUUUUUUCUAUAUAUAUAUUUAUUUAGGUUAAUUGGUGACCCAAUUUGGAUAUCUGUCAAGCAGAGAAGUAAACUAUUAUAUUAUAAUAUUCCUAAUAAUCAUAUUUUAUACUAAAGAUUAAUACUAUUUCAUGUGUUUAAUAUGACAUCAUCUGUAAAUAGUUAUAAUCAAUAAUUUACGACAAGAUUGAUUAUUAUUGGAAUUCUUUAGAUGAGCCCAGUAUACAUGGACAUUUGCAAUGCAAAUCACUUAAACUCAAUGGAAUACCAGUUUUAAAUGGUACUAAUGGAUUUGAGGUAGAAUCAGUAUCUGCACAUGCCAUACAAGUAAAACAUUCUUCCUGUGCUUCAGUUACACUGUUAUCUCCAUACAGGAUUUUCAAAGAUGUACAUAAUGCAAGUGUAAGUACAAUGUAUUUAACCUUUUUGUGAUAGAUUAUGCAAUUUAAAACCAUUCUAUAUAGGUUACAUCAUUGGAUGUAUUUGGGGGCCAAUGUGUAUCUGCAUCAGAUAGUAUGAUAAAGUCUUGGAGUAGUUUGGAUUAUGAAAAGGAAAGAGAAGUAAGUGAAAUAAAAAAUGUCCAUUUUGAAUUAUAAAUUAUAAAUUAUUUAAAUAUCUAUCAUUAUUAUCUAUUAUUUUUUUAUAGGUCACAAUGAGUGGACAUUAUGGUGAUAUAUAUUGCUGUCGUUGGUUUCCUAGUGGAAAGGUUGUGUUGAGCUGUGGUACAGAUUUACGAAUCAAAAUUUGGAGUUCUGAUUCUGGAGAAUGUGCAUCAACACUAGUAGGGCAUACCCAAACCGUUACUGAUUUAGCAAUCAUUGACAAAGGGCGCAAUAUCAUAUCUGUGUCCAAGUAUGUUUAGUAUAAAUAUGAUUUAUAUUAUAAUAAUGAUUUGACACAAAAAGAUAAUUAUAGUAAUAACAAAAUAGUUCUUCUUAAUUUUUGUAUCUGAAUAAUAGGGAUGGAACUGCUAAACUAUGGCAUGUUGGAAGUGGAAAAGUAAUUGAUAAUAUCAUCAAUGUUAAUCCCACAACGUAUAUAAAUUGUUGUUCAAUCAGUUCACCAAAGAAUAUAAAUCUCAGAGAACGUAACACACCUGUAUGUAAGUAACAUAAAUCAUGGUUAUAUUUCUAUUUAUAUUAAAUACAUUUCUAUAUAAAUAAAAACCAACAAAUUAUUAAUUGUAAAAUACUGUCUAUGGUUUAAGCUUAUCAUUUUUUUAUCAUUAAUAUUAACUCACAUGUUUAAUAAUUCUUUGAUUUUAGAAAGUUUAUAGAUAAUUUAUGUAAUGAGCUGGUUAAAUUUAUAAAUUAGUUCUUAUCAAAAGUAGUUAUAAUAAUAAUUUCAUUUUAAGUUAUUAUUAAAAAAUGCACAGUUGAUAGUUGAUUCACAAUGAUAAAUAAAUGUAUUAUUGUAUUUUAAAAUUUCAUAUGACUUAAUUUCUCCAAAAAUAAAUACAAUUGUUAUUAUAAAACUAUAUUUUGAAAAGAAUUUAAAUUUUUUAAUUUAUGUGUUUGAUUAUUAUUGUAGUCGAGACAGAAAUUGGAACAGACGAUAAGUGCCUAUUAAUUGGUUGUCAAAAUGGAACCAUCUCUUUGAUUGGAGUGUAUUCACGAAAAAUUCUGGCUACUAAUAACUUAGAUGUUUCUGUAAAUGCUUGUCAUGUGGAUAACAAUGCGCAAUCAUAUGUUGGCUGUGGUGAUGGACGUGUUAUGUGGUUGGACGAACACUUGGCCAUUAAACACUGCAUAUUCGAUACAAAUUCUCCAGUUCAGUGUCUUUGCCUUUUUAAAGAACUAGUUGUUUGUGGGCAUGUUGAUGGAUCGUGUGUGGUACGAUCAGUUAACGGAAGAAAAGCAUAUUUGACUGGACACAAUGUGGAGCCAGUCUAUGAUGUGUGUACAGAUUCCACACGGUUUUUGUACACUGCAUGUAGAGAUGGUAUGAUCAGAAAAUAUUUGCCUGAACUGUUGCCAAAUUGA